AUGCGUUUCUCCACUGCCGUCGCCUGCUUGUCUGCCUGCCUCGCCGCUCCGGCGACGGCCCUCGCCAUCUGGGGCGAUUCCGCGUACGCAUUCGACAGCAAUCUCAAGGUGCCUGGAGAGAACCCCAUCGAGUUCUGCUCCGCCAGCCGUGACGGCAAUCUCAUCGACAUCAAGAAAGUCGACCUGGCUCCCAACCCUCCCAAGGCUGGCAAACCUCUCGACAUCACAGCCUCAGGCGAGGUCAAGACUACUAUCGAGUCAGGCGCCUACGUCAAACUGGUUGUCAAGUACGGCCUUAUUCAACUGCUGUCUACCACUGCAGACCUGUGUGAGCAGCUCGGCAAUGUCGAUCUUUCUUGCCCUCUCGAGCCUGGCAACUUGAACCUCACCAAGAGCGUUGACAUGCCUUCCGCCAUUCCUCCGGGAACCUACAGUGUCAUUGCUGACGUUUACUCUGCUGAUGACAAACCAAUCACCUGCCUCAAGGCUACCGUCAACUUCCCCCGACCAGGCCUUUCUUCGUCCGAAGAUUCGGAGGAAUUGUAA
Messenger RNA from Trichoderma gamsii, 546 nucleotides. RefSeq lists its product as hypothetical. Lineage: Eukaryota; Fungi; Ascomycota; Sordariomycetes; Hypocreales; Hypocreaceae. The transcript has 3 exons. Gene Ontology annotation, molecular function: sterol binding. The record is from RefSeq and is a predicted model, not a curated record. Bases 1 to 546 code for a protein of 181 amino acids. Gene Ontology annotation, biological process: intracellular sterol transport.